Molecule: messenger RNA, 819 nt
Organism: Adineta steineri
Lineage: Eukaryota; Metazoa; Rotifera; Eurotatoria; Adinetida; Adinetidae
Source: the annotation of a GenBank genome assembly
AUGGGUAUUUCAACAGGAAUGAUAAUGGAGAAUAAUUUUCAAUCAUGGUUUAUUCCAUUUGAUGUUUUUAAUUUAAUAUGUCAUUCUUUGGUGAUUAUAUUUGCAUUUAUAUUUUUAUUUAUUAUUAUUGGGGACAAAACAUGUCAUACAGUUCCCAUGCUGCUUGUUGCUAAUUCAUGUCUAGCUGAACUUGUAUUCUCAAGUAAUCUUUUUUGGAUGGCAAUAUUCACAUUAAAUAAUGAUCUUAAACGACAGCAAUAUGAAGAUUCACUUUGUGUUUUUCGAGGACAAGUAAAAUCUCAAAUAUGUAAGAACGUUGCUCAAUAUGAUCGAUGCUCGACAAAUAGUGCCUGUGGUUGUUUCCACAGGGUAGGUGCUAAUGAUGAUGCAGGCAUUUGUGGCUUUCUGUGGCCAACAUGUUCUCAUCUCGAAUCGUGUAACGCUUCUACCAGUAGAUGUACUCAAUCCAACAUGGUCUGUGUUGAACAUCCUCGAUGUCAUGAACAACCUCUUUGUUAUCCAACGACAAUGAGUAAACAAAAUAUCUGUCCACCAUUAAAAAAUAAGAACAACUCUAAAUGGAAACAACAUGGAAUUACUGUUGCGGGAGGAAAUGGAGAAGGAGAUCAAUUAAGUCAACUCGCCCAUCCUGGUGGGACUUAUAUCGAUGAUAACAAAGCCAUGCUGAUUGUUGACUAUAGAAAUCAUCGUAUUGUUGAAUGGAAAUAUAAUGCAAACAGUGGUCAAAUCAUUGCAGGCGGCAACGGACAAGGAGAUAAACUGAAUCAGCUUGAUAUGCCAAACGAUGUAGUUGUUUAA